AUGCCGCCAUUUAAGACCCCUGCGCCGACGGGCCUGACGAGGUUCUGGAUCAAUGGCGAGUACGUGGAGCCGAGUACCACAGCGGUCUUCACGGUACACAACCCCAAGAAUGACCAAAUUGUUUCCAGCAAUGUUCCUAUCGGUGGGCCUCAGGAUGUCGACAGCGCGGUCAAGUACGCAGAAGCCGCUUUCCAUGGAGAUUGGAGCCGCUUUUCCUCGGCUCAGAGGGCACUGUGCUUGAACAGGCUGGCUGACAUCAUGGACGAACAUCUGGAAGGCCUGCUGAGACUUGACACCAUGACUGGCGGGAAUCCCGUCUCACUGAUCCCGACGAGGGAGAAGAAUUACAUUGUCAACGGCUUGCGUUAUAUGUCCGGCUGGUGUGACAAGUUCAAGGGUGAAUAUAUGCCCGAUGAUGAUGGGUUUGUCAAAUUGGUCCGAAAUGAGCCACUAGGCGUCUGUGCGGCUAUAUGCCCUUUCAACUCUCCGAUUGCGACUGCUUUCCAUAAAAUCGGCCCAGCCCUGGCCACUGGCAAUGUCAUCAUCGUCAAACCGUCCGAGAAAACGCCUCUGGGAACACUGGCACUCGGGCCCCUGAUCGAGAUGGCCGGCAUUCCUAAGGGUGUCGUUCAAGUAAUUAGCGGUGAUGGGACGACUGGAGAGCUUCUUGCGCGACACAUGCGCAUUCGCAAGAUUAGCUUCACCGGCAGUGUUGCCACGGGGAAAAAGAUUCAGGUGGCAAGUGCUCAGUCAAAUCUGAAGCGAGCUACACUGGAGCUUGGUGGCAAAAGCCCUGCUGUCAUCUUUGAUGAUGCGAACCUUGAUAACGCAUUGGAAUGGACUGUCAAGGCUAUCAUGGCUCGGAGUGGGCAGGUGUGUAUCGCGGCCUCUAGGGUUUACGUGCAAAAGUCCAUCGCCAAAGAGUUCAUCGAGAGGUAUCGGCAGAAAAUGCGGGACGCUGUGAAAAGCAUGGGUGAUCCUGAGGACCCGAAUGUUGCGUAUGGUCCUCUUGUGGAUAAGAUCUCGUUCGAAAGGGUCAAAGGAAUGCUGGAGAGAGCCAAGAACCAGGCCGAACUCGUCGUUGGCGGAGGCACCAUUGGCGACAGCGGUUGUUUCAUCGAACCUACCGUGUUUAUUAACCCUAAGCCCGGAGCAGAAAUCGUGACGGAUGAAGUUUUUGGGCCUGUCUCCGUCAUCGACACUUUCGAGACGGAAGAGGAAGUGCUCGCCAAAGCAAAUGAUACUGAAUUUGGGUUGAUGGCUGGUGUCUUCACGAGGGACAUCACUAGGGCUCUUCGAGUGUCGUCUAAAUUUGAGUCGGGCGUUGUUGGCAUUAAUUGCGUUAGCUAUGUCAAUACACAAGUUCCCUUCGGUGGAUCCAAGGCUUCAGGAACUGGGCGAGAGUUCGGAUCAGAGAAGGUCCUACGAGCAUAUACGGAACCAAAGACGGUAUUAAUCAACAUGAAUUCCACGUAG
Thyridium curvatum is the source of this 1476-nucleotide messenger RNA. RefSeq lists its product as uncharacterized. The record is from RefSeq and is a predicted model, not a curated record. Lineage: Eukaryota; Fungi; Ascomycota; Sordariomycetes; Thyridiales; Thyridiaceae. Gene Ontology annotation, molecular function: aldehyde dehydrogenase (NAD+) activity. Bases 1 to 1476 code for a protein of 491 amino acids. The transcript is spliced from 7 exons.